Molecule: messenger RNA, 291 nt
Organism: Eremomyces bilateralis CBS 781.70
Lineage: Eukaryota; Fungi; Ascomycota; Dothideomycetes; Eremomycetales; Eremomycetaceae
Exons: 2
Coding region: 1-291 (96 amino acids)
Source: RefSeq, a predicted model, not a curated record
AUGGCGGCAAUCCGGGAUCCUGCCUUCUGGCAUCGCUUCUCCAUAGCCGUACACAACGAUGAAGCACACAGCUCGAACAACACCAGACCAGAGCUCAAGCACUCAGACUCUUGGCUCGAACGGCAACAGCAGAAACGAUCGCGCCGCACGUGUAUCUGUUGGAUCUUUUGGUUCUGCUUCCUUGUCUUCGUAGCUGCACUGGUCAUUACCAUCAUCUGGCUGAAGACUUCGGGCAAAUUGGACCAUCUCAAAUCCCCUUUAGCACCACGAAGUGGGUCGAAUACGAUGUAG